Molecule: messenger RNA, 4387 nt
Organism: Drosophila eugracilis
Lineage: Eukaryota; Metazoa; Arthropoda; Insecta; Diptera; Drosophilidae
Product: BRCA2-interacting transcriptional repressor EMSY
Biological process (GO): regulation of DNA-templated transcription
Cellular component (GO): nucleoplasm
Source: RefSeq, a predicted model, not a curated record
GCUACCGCGUUUCGCUGUGAGUGGCUAUGAGAUAUUAGAAACGCUGCCCUCGGAGUUUGUUUUAUUUAACCAGCUCGAUUAGCGACUUAAUCCUGCAUUGGCCAAAGCUCAAGCAACCUGAAAAUCACGGGAUCGCCGCCGGCCAAGGACAUCAAUCAAGGGAAAGUCGGGAUGUGGCCGCAAACGCUGGAAAUGUCGCGGGACGAGUGCCGAGGCAUGCUGCGUCGACUUGAACUCGAGUCCUAUUCGCAUGUUGUGAGUGUUUUUCGCGCCCAAGGAGCCCUAAGUGAAACCAAGGCAAAACUGCUGGAGGAACUGCGCCAACAAUUCCACAUUAACCAGGAGCGUCACCGGGCGGAAGUGCGAAGAGCUGCCAACGACGAGCAGCUUUGCACCAUAGCCGAGAACGUUUGUGGCCCAAACACCUGGCAGGAAUGGUCGCGCGAAGGACGUCGUCCGUAUCCUCUUCUUCCCAGGAUCAGUCCACAAACUGCUUUAAGUAUUGUUGCCAAUGAUCUGGCAGCCAAAGCUUCUGAGGAAAAUGCCAAAUUGGCGACUCCUGCCGAAACGGCGGUCCAUUUUGGAGAAGCCCUCUUGGAACAGGCUUCGCUGAUGAGCCUUAAAUAUCCUCGGAGUGGCAGGAAUCAAGAACCCGCCCAGGUGAUCAUGGAGGAGCCGUUUAAGGUGCCCGAUGUGCCCAACGAGGUGAAGAAAAUGACUCAAAAACGUAAGGAGAACGAGAGUGGAGCGGAGGGCAAGCCCAACAAAAAGAGACAUAUGCAACAGCCUCAUCCACAGCAGCCACAUUUGCCAGUUUCCCAGCAACAGCAACAGCAGCUAAGUCCAUCUUCAAAUCAUGUCGUCGAUGAUGGAGAUCCAGUGCCUGCGGAGAAGCGGUUAACUCCUCGAACUCUUCAGCAACGCUACUUCUAUCAGCAGCAGAUGAAACAUAAGCAGCGGCAGGCUAGCAAACGGAAUUUGACCAAUAGCCUGGGUUCACCUUCUGUCCAGGCGGGAAAUCCUUUGGGCGGCAGGAAUAUUACGACAACAGGGGGAGAAUCUAAUCCAGGCAAGCGAAUAGCUGCUCCUGCUAAGAGUGGGCGGAGGGCGCAGAAACAACUGCAACAUCAGCAGCAACAAAAGUUGCAGCAACAUCAGCAACAGAAAGUAUUAAUGCAGUCACCGGAAGCGGUGCCCAAUCAUAUGGUCGUACAGCCGCAUGUGGAGUAUGUGCUUGAUGAGGCGCUUAAAACGUUGGCUGCUACUACGCCUCCAACGCCCACGUCUACGGCCACUCCUCCAUAUACCUUCCUCAAUGAUCUGAGACCCUUGGUCACGCUAAAGCCACUAAAGCCCAUUAAACCCAUGGUGUAUGGACCGCAAAGCGGAUCGGGUGCGGGUGAAAUUGGUUCACCCACAACGCCAGGCUCUCGAGGAUUCGCCAACUCGCCAAUAGUUUUUAAGGAGAAGCUCCAGGCUUCACCUGUUCAGGUGCAAACCCCGAAUCAAACUACGCCCAAUAAGAAGUAUGUGGUAGAAGAAAGACAUCCGGAUAUGCUACCUUCUGCUGUCACUGCUACGCCCACUCCCAUUUCCACUGCAAAUCUUCCACUGGCUCCGCAGAUCAUCAGUGUUCAACAGAUCCCAGCUCCCCCAAUGGGUGCUAAACUGAGGCCAGCAGUGGCCUCACCAACCAGUUCCACAAAUUCUACGCUCUUACCACCCGGCUCCAAGAUCACCCCCAAGAAGUUCAAUAUUCUCGAGGGCGAUGCCAAACCGAAGACAUUGCCCAGCUCGGCGGUCCGACUUUUGCCCUACACGGAACCCAUUGGCGGCCCUUUAUCGCCUCUGAAGGAUUCCAGGGUUACUCCCUUAAGCAGCGCAUCCACAGUUAAUAUCAUCAAGAAUAUACCAGCAAGUAGUCUGAACAAUACACUGAUAACACCGCUCCCAUCAGCCGGAACUACAAUGCCGGCGAAUCUCUUUAGAGCGAAGGUGACAAAUCCUCAAAUAAAGGCUGCAAGUGGCAGUGCAGGUGGAACGGUAAUUGGUGCAACAGGAGCAGCAGGAAUAGGUGGAACCGGUACUGCCCCUCAAAUACUGGGGAACAUCAAGUUAACCAGCAGCACGGGAGGAUCAGCAACCAUCAAACAGGUGCCCAGCAGUGCACUGCGGAACAUUAAGAUUUGUUCACCGAAUGGAAAGGUAUUCCUGCAGCCAGGAAAACUACCAGCAGGAAGCAUUAUUCAUAAAUUAAACAAUACAAGUAGCACUUCGGUGAGUGGAACAGGAGGGGUAGUGACAACCACCACAGCUGUUUCCCCCACAAACCUACCGGCGAGAGAACAAAGAAUCAGCAUACAGAAGAUGCAGAUACUCCAGCCGGCGACUGCAGUAGGUAGCAGUAGUGGCAGCAGUCCCACCACCAACACAACCACCAUUUCCGGCUUGAGUUCGAGUGCCAAGCAGCCAAGUUUAGGCACCAAGCCCACCACUCUGACCUUCGCCACUGCAGGCGGUGGUAAAAACAAUCUGGUCUUCCUGCCAGCGAGUGCGGCGACUGGAAUGAGGGCACUCACACUAGCAACAAAGCCCAAGUCCAAUGUGCUGGUCAUCGGAGCAACAACAUCUCCUGCGACCACGACUAGUGCAUCAUCAGCAGCUACUCCAAAUCCCUCGGCAGGCACGAAGCCCAAACCCAAUCAACUCAUCACUGAGGACACACCCAUCGAUAUUAUAAAUAUGCCCAUCAUAGUGGCGGACAAUGGAAACUCUUCGGAGCUUAAUCAGGCUACGGUGAAGAACUCUCCUUUAGUGGUUUUCAAUGCCACCGAUUGGGAGAUGGAGUUGGAUCAGGCGGCCACUAAGUCGGCCACCACACCCUCCAAGCAAGCUCUAGACGAUGUCAUAAUAGAGGAAGAUGAGGAUAUCGAGGAGAUAGAGGAGCGGAGUGAUCAAGCAUCUACCAUGGACCUGAACAAUAGCAGUAAGUUGGGUUUUCAGGUCUAUUUUCUAGCGAAACUUAUUUACAUUUUGUUUCUAGUAAUUGAACUUCAUCCGGAGGAUGACAGCGCCAUCGAAUACGUGGACAUGGAUCUGGAGCAGCCAAUCGAGAUCGAGAGCACCAGCAACAUAUCGCCAGAGACGGCCACUACCACCUUGAAGGCAGCUAUUGUCUCGGCAUCUCCACAGCAACAGAAAAAGCUAUUGGAACAGCCAUUGGUAAAAGGAGCAGGGGCAGCUACCCUAUAGAUCGGUUAUCCAAUCAAAAAAUAAGUUACCUUAAAAAGUCCCCCAAUUCGAGAUAUUCGAGUGAGAGAACGCACACGUAUACACACACACACACAGCCCGGUUUGAAUUAGAUUUAGUUUAGUAGUUUAGCGUCAAUGUCAAGUUUUUCAUUUUUAAUAUUUGGUUAUUGCAACCCGAAGCCUUGGAGCAAAGUGCAAGAUUAUCGUAUAUUAUAUCUCUAUGCUAAUUUGUGGAGCCUAAGUUAAAGAUGAGCGUAAUGUUCGCAAUAGUUAAGUUGCCAAAUCAUACAACCACCACUGUUCUAAACAAUAUUAUCGUAUAGUGAAAAGUUUACCCUGGAAUUCGUGUUAGUUUUUAGUCUUAUUAUUUCAUUUCAUUCGCCUGCAAUUUUUGAAGCCUGGAAUCGAUUCCCUUCUUCUUAUCUCCUGUAUAUAGGGCAGAUGCCUCUGCAGACUUACCUUAAUUUUGUAUAGCUUGUAAAUAGAUUCCACACAAUUCGCCCCUUAACCCUCAUAUAAUUUGCCUAGUAUAAUUUCAUUUUAGCUAAGUUGCCUAGGUUUAUCCAGAAAAAAAAUUCAAAAAAUUGUACACAAAAACACAAAUAAUUCGAGAAACACGCAAUGAAAGUGAGAAAAUUGUUUAAAUGUUCAACUUGAAAGAAUUCUUAAUUGUAUGAGAUUAUAGAGCCUAGUUGACCCAAACCGAACAUGUAAAUAUCAGAUGAAUUUCGAAAUGCAAACCUUAUAUCGCAUAUACAAAUAUACAUAUGUAUAGACACCUAGUUCGGCUAAGAACCCCACACAUGUUUAAAGGAAACUCAUGCCACACACAUACACACACACACAAACAAACAGAUGAUUAACCAUUAACGAUUUAUAGAUCUUAAGUAUUUUAUGCGUCGAUUUUGUAAAUCCAAAUCUUAAGAGGAAUGUUGUAACUUUUAGACCAAGCCCAAAAUGAAAAACAAAAACAAACGGAAACGGAAACACCAUCAAAAAUAAGAAAGAUUCCUCCCCUCCACAGAAAUAAGCAGAAAAGUAAAAAUUGUAAUACAAAAAUAUUGUUGAACGAUGCGUGUCGCUGUAAAAUUUUUAGCAUAGAAAUUUUAAACGAAAUAAAUUUAAAUGUAACAAA